AUGUUUGACUCCCACAAACCUCAUCCUCUGCUGGCUCAGGUCCCCUUGACAGUCUCGCCCUUCUUGUCCUUACCGACAGUUGUGACUCUUCCGUACACUUUUCGAUCCGUGCCGACGUCGCUUCCCCCUUCAAUCGUAUCUGAGAAUGGCCCGGGAAAGCCCAAGUAUGUCACUUCCUCCUCAGGUCAUUCUGCCCACCCAGACGAUAUCAUAAAUUCGUGCAAAGCCCUCCAAGAGCACCUCAAGAAGACCAUAAGGGAUGCAGAGAAGGCCAUUGAAGACUGGGAGCAAGAUAUCAAGGACCGAGAUCUGGCGGAGAAGCGACGGGUUGCACCUGGUUGGUUGGAUCGAGAAGAGAAGAUCUUAGAGCCUACCAAGGCACAGGCGAAGGGUGAGAAUCUACUCGAUGGCCAACCAGCGAACACCAUCUCUGCUCCAGCGAUGUCCCCAAGCUCUGAAGGGGAAGAGCUAGAUCGGGCGUUCGGCGGUCUCAAAAUGAACCAGCUAGUCCUCAAGCGUCUGCAAAUUCCCGGCCUCGACAUGCAGAUUGUAGGUCCGCCUUUGGUCCUGGAAACGUUGUCUAUCGUACUUUUAAAAGCUCAGGGCUACAGAUUGCGCCUCAACAUCUCCAUGGAGGCCACCGAGGACGGGAUCCUUUUCAACUCGACCGCUUCUAUAACAGAACCUCCACAGACAUACUUUUCCGCACCACGACCGGACUCAGGAUUGACAAUCAUCGACAACCCGUUCCGAACUCGGCAGUCGACAGUCCUCGUCAUCAUCGGAGUCGUGGCUCUGGGCAUCUGUACGAUGUAUCUAGCAGUCCGCUACGCACAGGUCCUGAGAUUCAAUAUGCACGAACACGUCAAGGCCCCAUUGACACUGGAGGCGCAAAAGCCAAACUGGUCGGGCAACGUUGACGAGGAUGAGGGAUACCUAGACGGCCAGACUCCUGUCACCCAGUCUUCCCAUCCACGCGAUGACAAUCACUCCUCUAUCCGACGGCGUCCACGAGCCAGGUUUCUGCAGCCCAAGAGGAUCGCAAUCGGAGGAGUUCGAGAAGGGAAGAUAGCGCAGCGGAGAGCUUCAAGGUCGAGGAGCGUUGGACGUGACGUACAAGCACCGGAGAGCAAGCUUGACAUGACGGAUUAG
Messenger RNA from Cladophialophora yegresii CBS 114405, 1152 nucleotides. RefSeq lists its product as uncharacterized. NCBI's taxonomy places the organism in Eukaryota, Fungi, Ascomycota, Eurotiomycetes, Chaetothyriales, Herpotrichiellaceae. The record is from RefSeq and is a predicted model, not a curated record. Bases 1 to 1152 code for a protein of 383 amino acids. The transcript has 3 exons.